ACAAGAACUCUGUGCCUCCUCUAGGGACAAAAAUGUCCUGCCAGAUUCCUCCUGGAAAAAACCUCUGCUCCUCUCCCAUCUCUUCUCCCCUGCCAGGUCCCAGGUUUCCCAUCUCCUAGGAAAAGACGGAUCCCCCGUCCAAAUCUUCCCUGCGGUGUGUGUGGGUGGACGAGUGGACCAUGGUCCAGGCAGGGGCUCCAGGGAAGAGAAGGCGUCACUUCCGGGGGCCUUCACCAGUGUCUGGUGGCUCCCUGCUCUGAUUGGGCAGAAGUGGCCUGGGCAGGCGUGUGACCCCACUGCCGUGGAAGGGCUGUGCCCCAACACCACAUGUCUUCCUACCCAUCUGCUCCCCAGAGUGCUGCGUGCUGUGCACUUGGGUCCUUCAGCGCUUCACCGGGAUAGAUUCCAACCCUCUUCCUCAGCCCACCUUUGCCCCACCCUACUCUGCCCAGAAGUGCAAGAGCCCAAGCCGCCUCCAUGGCCCCAGGAAGGAUUCAGGGGAGAGGCCCCAUACAGGGAGCCACUCCAGCCAGACAACCCGGCCAGAAUGAAGAGGACUGAUUUGCUCCUCGUGGUCAUGCUUCUCUUAACUGCAAGACUACCUCUGUCCAGCCCAGCUCCUCCUGCCUGUGACCCCCGGCUCCUCAAUAAACUGCUUCGUGACUCCCAUGUCCUUCACAGCAGACUGAGCCAGUGCCCAGACGUUAACCUUUUGUCCACACCUGUCCUGCUGCCUGCUGUGGACUUUAGCUUGAGAGAAUGGAAAACCCAGACGGAGCAGACCAAGGCACAGGACAUUCUGGGAGCAGUGACCCUUCUGCUGGAGGGAGUGAUGGCAGCACGAGGACAACUGGGACCCACCUGCCUCUCAUCCCUCCUGGGACAGCUUUCUGGACAGAUCCGCCUCCUCCUUGGAGCCCUGCAGGGCCUCCUUGGAACCCAGCUUCCUCCACAGGGCAGGACCACAGCUCACAAGGAUCCCAACGCCAUCUUCCUGAACUUCCAACAACUGCUCCGAGGAAAAGUACGUUUCCUGCUGCUUGUGGGAGGACGCACCCUCUGUGUCAGGCGGGCCCUACCCACAACAGCUGUCCCAAGCAGUACCUCUCUAUUCCUCACACUGAACAAGCUCCCAAACAGGACUUCUGGAUUGCUGGAGACAAACUCCACUGUCUCAGCCAGAACUACUGGUUCUGGACUUCUGAACAGGCAGCAGGGAUUCAAAGCCAAGAUUCCUGGUCUGCUGAACCAAACCUCCAGGUCCCUGGACCAAAUCCCUGGAUACCUGAACAGGACACACAAACUCUUGAAUGGAACUCAUGGACUCUUUCCUGGACCCUCACCCAGGACUCUAGGGGCCCUGGACAUUUCCCCAGGAACAUCGGACACAGGCUCCCUGCCACCCAGCCUCCAGCCUGGAUAUUCCCCUUCCUUGACCCAUCUGCCCACUGGACAGUACACACUCUUCUCUCCUUCACCCGCCUCACCUACCCCUGCAGUCCAGCUCCACACCCUGCUUCCUGACCCUUCUGCUACCACACCCAACACUACCAGCCCUCUUCUAAUCCCAGCCCACCCUCACUCCCAGAAUCUGUCUCAGGAAGGGUAAGGUACUCAGGCACUGCCAGCAUCAGCACUGUGUCUCAGGUACCAUUCCCUUCCCUAGGGAGAGUCCUUGGGAGACAACUGCAGCUAUACCAGAUUGCCUGAUUUCACCUGAAACCCAAAGCCCUGGUAAAGGGUGACACACAGACAGAAAGGACAGAAAAAGGGAUCAUUUUUCAUUAUACAUUACAAAACUUUAGAAGCUAUUUUUUUUAAGCUAUCAAUGAUAUUCAUCAAAGCAGCUAGUUAUCUUUGGUCUAUUUUCUGUACAAAUUUGCAACUAAUCCUCUAUGUGCUUUUUCAUAUAAUAAUUCUACAAAGACCUGGACUGGCCCAGCCUUUGAACAGAGGUUGGGACUAACCUUGUGUCAGAAAAGAAAGGGUAUUUUCCUUUGCUUCAAGUUUAAGGCCUUCCAAUGCCCCAUAUCCUUUACUACCAUUCUCAGUGGGACUCUGUUUGAUCCCCUAUUCUUAAGAGAUACCUACUCUUGAGAAAUGAAUAAGUUGUCUCUCAGAAA
Messenger RNA from Lemur catta (Ring-tailed lemur), 2123 nucleotides. It is a transcript of the gene THPO, whose product is annotated as thrombopoietin. Bases 548 to 1609 code for a protein of 353 amino acids. The record is from RefSeq and is a predicted model, not a curated record. Lineage: Eukaryota; Metazoa; Chordata; Mammalia; Primates; Lemuridae. The transcript is spliced from 6 exons. Gene Ontology annotation, cellular component: extracellular region. Gene Ontology annotation, biological process: positive regulation of hematopoietic stem cell proliferation; thrombopoietin-mediated signaling pathway; positive regulation of ERK1 and ERK2 cascade. Gene Ontology annotation, molecular function: hormone activity; cytokine activity.